This is a messenger RNA of Caenorhabditis auriculariae, 334 nucleotides long. The record is from the annotation of a GenBank genome assembly. NCBI's taxonomy places the organism in Eukaryota, Metazoa, Nematoda, Chromadorea, Rhabditida, Rhabditidae.
AUGGUCGGGUGCUUCGGAAGAACAAAAAAGGAGACCAAAACGCACACGUCUUGCCUGACUGCCGGAUUUUGGCAGCUGAUUCGACUAAGCCGGUGGCUUGCGGCCGACCUUGUUUAUUUGGUCCAUCGCGGAGGUAUUGUCACGAGGAGGCGUUUAGACCCUCGCUGGCCUCACAAUACCAUCGAGAGGGAAAAAACCGGAGACGCGCCAACUCGUGCGAUGUUGUGAGCGCCGCCAGAGAGUGGCUAUUUUUGACAGGCCGUCCGUGUGCAGGAAUUACGAGAUCGUCCGUCUUACUGAGUCACCGGCCAAAUACAGAACCUUUGAGCUUUGA